This is a messenger RNA of Calidris pugnax (ruff), 1329 nucleotides long. Its product is annotated as torsin-1A-like. The record is from RefSeq and is a predicted model, not a curated record. The transcript is spliced from 5 exons. Gene Ontology annotation, cellular component: nuclear envelope; endoplasmic reticulum lumen; endoplasmic reticulum. Lineage: Eukaryota; Metazoa; Chordata; Aves; Charadriiformes; Scolopacidae. Bases 1 to 1005 code for a protein of 334 amino acids. Gene Ontology annotation, molecular function: kinesin binding; ATP hydrolysis activity; ATP binding. Gene Ontology annotation, biological process: nuclear membrane organization; protein localization to nucleus.
AUGAAGCUUACGAAUGCUGCUGCAUUCUUUAUUUUUGUGCCCACUUUGACGCCAGCUUUGGACCCUUUCAGCGCCUCAAUCCUCACGGGUGGUGCUGCUGUCGCUUGGCAGCUCCUCUCCCCUCAGUCCUGGCUUAAGUGCCGUUUCCUGGAGUGCUGCAAUAUGAGGGACACGCUGAACUUAUCAGUUUUAAAGAUGGAUUUGGAUCGAAAAGUCUUUGGACAGCAUCUUGCUAUCCAGAUAGUUCUGAGAGCUCUGAGUGCAAAUAUGCACUCCGAACGGCCCAGGAAGCCCCUGGUGAUGUCCUUCCAUGGCUGGACUGGAACAGGCAAAACGUUUGUCAGCAGCAUCAUCGCAGAAAACCUCUAUCAGUUUAAUAUACCAAGACGGAGGUUUGUGCACCACUUCAACACAGUACUGCACUUCCCAUACCUUUCACAUGUCCACCUCUAUAAGGAGCAGCUGCAGAAUUGGAUUCGGGGCAAUGUCAGUGCCUGUCCAAGGUCCCUUUUUAUCUUCUCUGAAAUGGAUCAGAUGCCACAUGGCCUGAUAGACUCUAUCAUGCCAUUCCUCGGCUACCACGAAGAGAUCGAUGGCAUUUAUUAUGGCAAGGCGAUCUUCAUCUUUCUGAACAAUGCUGGUGGAGAUAAGGUAACAGAGAUUGCCCUCGAUUACUGGAGAAGUCUGAAGAGAAGAGAAGACAUUCCUGUGAAGAAGCUUCAGUCUCUGCUCUCAGAGGAAAUUUUCAGGAACAAAAACAGUGGCUUCUUUCACAGUCAACUGAUCCAGAAGAACCUGAUUGACUAUUUCAUCCCUUUCCUUCCCCUGGAAUAUAAGCACGUGAGAGAGUGUGUCCGGCAGGAGCUGCGCGUGCAAGGGCAUCCCGAGAAUGAAGACCUCAUUGCGGAGAUUGCCUUGGCAAUGACUGACUACCCCAGUGAAGAGAGACUCUACUCCAGCAAAGGCUGCAAGACUGUAGAGUCCAGAGUGACUCUGAGCACCUAAGGCACUACAAGGCCAAAUGCCUCAUCUUGUUACAAGACCACAGCAAAUGGAAGCACCAAUACCUCCCCUUUCCCUCCCAGGAGCUCACUCUACACACUACUCCUUGUUGGGAUUCAGGCUGUCCCCCACCAGAGGCACCAUCUGUAGAACUCUUGAAUAAAUAAAUACACAGCACACCACAACAAUCACGAGAGUUCACAGAAGAGGGACAUAGGUGGGUGAUAAGGUUUGCUCUCCUUGCCACAAACAUUCCCAAACAAAGUAUUUUAAAGAGGAAAGUCUCCCACUUCUGUGGCAAGAGUGUUUGCACCUUGUUUGCCCUAA